AUGGCUCGCUGCAGCGCUACCGGCGUAUUGAAUACAGGCGACACUCCGCAGCAGCAGCAACAGCAGCAGCAGCAGCAGCCGCAGCAGCAGCAGCAGCAGCAGGAGCGUUAUGAGGAUCGUUAUAGGAAGUUAAUAUAUAGUGAGGGUACAGAAGAAGAGCAGCAGCAGCUAUGGUGUGAGCUGCAGCAGCAGCAGCAGCAGCAGCUAAGUACAAUAGGAUUAAUAGGUAUACGUAGUGGUUCUUUAUCUGCAGCAGCAGCAGCAGCAGCAGAAGCAGCAAUAACAGCAGGAGGAGAGCAGCAAAAAAAAAAAGGAUAUAAUAUACAAGACAUAGAUAUUAUUUCUUCUUUUCCUCCUGGUCUACCUCCUCUACCUCCUGAAUCACAGCAGCAGCAGCAGCAGCUGCAGCAGCAGCAGCAGCAGCAGCGCCAGCAGCAGCUAAUUGACGAAUUAAAAAGAGGAGAGAGGCAGCACAUCGUACCCAAGGGAAUGUUAACAAGAAUGAAUCUACAACAAUUAUUGCUAGCAGCAGAGAAGCGUGUCCUCCCUCAUCCUCAUUUAUCCUUAACAUUAUCUGCUGCUGUAUACUUAGCAGCAAGAGAAGCAUUAGGUCCUUUUUGUCUCCCUACUGAUUCAUUUAUUAUCCCUUCUUCUCCUGCUGCUGCUGCUGCAGCAGCAACAGCAGCAGCAACAGCAGCAGCAAAUGCAGCUACUGCAGCAGAUGCAGCAGCAGCAGCAGCACCCUUUGUUGGUACACCAUUAAAGGAUUGGGAAACUUUCCCUUGGCCACAACAUCUUGAGGGACUCCAUCUAGGAGAACAGAUGGAGUCUCUUCGUUAUGGGAAAGAAGUUGUAGAGAAGGAUUUGCCUUCCUUAGCUAAAGCCCUGAAGGAUUGGGACUUUGAUUGGGCAAUUAACUCUUCUGUCUCCUCGCGACUACAAAGAGAAGAAAAAGAAUUUAAUUUGUUGCUCCUUUCUCUUCCUAUUUACUUAGCAUCUAAGCCUUCUCCUCAUGGUGGUUUUCGCGGUCCUCCUAUCUAUUUUGUGGUGCCUAGCAGCACAGCAGCAGCAGCAGCAGCAGCACCAACAGCAGCAGCAACAGGAGAAGCAGCAGCAGCAGCAGCAGCAGCAGCAGUAGCAGAAUACCCUCAAGAGACAUGGGGCUUCCGUCUUGGGGCUGCAUGCAGCGCGCUGCGGCAAAGAGGACGUUAUUUAUAUUUUGCUGCUGCGCUGCAGCGGCUAGUAGCAGCAAAGAUGUCUCUGCAUGCAUUGCCUGUGCUGGAGCGAACAAGAGCAGAUAGGGAGGAUAUAGAGCGCAUGCUGCAGCCCCAGCAGCAGCAGCAGCAGCAGCAGCAGCAGCAUGGAGGACAGCAAGCAGCACAAACAGGGGAAACAGAGCAGCAGCAGCAAGACAUGGAUACCCAAGAGCAGCAGCAGCAGCAGCAGCAGCAGCAGCAGGAGCUGCCGCCAGACAUUCUGCGCCUGCAGAGAAGUUUAAGAAGCGUAGUUAUUAAAGACAAGAAGCAGCAGCAGCAGCAGCAGCACGGGCAGCAGCAGCAGCAGCAGGAGCAGCAAGAGGAAGACAGUGAUGAGGAAGUACAAGCAGCAGCAGCAGCACUAGAGGAAGGUGCUUCCUUAGAGGCAGCAAGACAGCAGCACAAUUUAGCUUCUCUUCCUAGCGAAGCAACAGCAGCAAAUGCAGCAGCAGCAGCAACAGCAGCAGCAGCAACAGCAGCAGCAGCAAGAGAUGCACAAAGAGAUGCCCUUAUAUCUGAUUUAGACUUUGGCGCAGAAAAAGAAAAACCCUCCUUCUUUUUACCUAGACCCCCAUACCCUGCAGUACGUCAAGUAGGUUUACGUAGGGAGUUGCUGCAGCAGGUACGGAAGGAGCAGCAGGAGGAGGAGCAGCAGCAGCAGCAAAAGUAUCCUUUCCCUCUUUAUUCAAGGAGACAAACAGAAGGAGGUUAUCAAUAUGUCUUUGAUAUUUGGUCAUGGGAUGAUGUUAUUGAGGCUAUGCAAUACUUUAAUGAUUUAUAUGCUCCUAUAAGUAAAGAAAUAGGAAGACAAAUUACUUUUAAUGAUAUACCUGAAGACUUCAAGAUACCAGGAGAGAACAUAACAUUAACGCGGAGUCCUUGGCGCGAGCAAAAAGAGCAGCAAAACCCUAAUCAGCAGCAGCAGCAGGAGCAGCAGCAGCAGCAGCAACAGCAACAGCAUCAGGAGAAGGAGAAGGAUGAAUCAUAUUUAUGGCCUAAGGAUUGGUGGGGUAUGCCCCUUGGUGUGUAUAUACAGCAGAUAAGAAGAGGAGAUAUAGAUGCACGUUAUCAUCCAAUAAGGAGACGUAUAUUAGAUAAAAUACAAUUUAAUUGGAUAAAUAAAUAUAAAUAUCUUAAUUUUACAUGGAUUAAGCUUAUUAAAGGUAUUAAAUGGUAA
Molecule: messenger RNA, 2433 nt
Organism: Eimeria maxima
Lineage: Eukaryota; Apicomplexa; Conoidasida; Eucoccidiorida; Eimeriidae
Exons: 9
Coding region: 1-2433 (810 amino acids)
Source: RefSeq, a predicted model, not a curated record